AUGUCAGAAGGGGAUUCCCGCCGAAAGAUUGGUGCUCAGGUGACAGCGAAGGCCUGUCAUGUUGUCCAUUUGAGUGAGUGUGCUCGGCGACACGGUGCUUUGAGGACCACCAAGGUCGUUGUGGGGACUGUUGUGGAGGUCAACAAUACCAGAAAGGCGCCAAACAACCGUGUAUCAACCUUCAUUACUGCUGACUUUGAUAUUGGUGGAGGAUCACGUCAAACUUUUCAAACCGGACCAGUCGACAGUACCAUCCAGUCCCGCAGCACCAAUACCGGCAGUAGACAAGCAGACACAGAUUUGGCCGUUCCAGAGCAAGAGGAAGGAGAAGCGGUCUUGCAGGAGACUUCUCCUGAUGAAGAAUUGGAAUUUCCAGCACAACCGAUGAUGGAAAUUGGAAUAGCUGCGGGGGAACAGGUAGCAGGACCUACCGCACAAGUAGCCACGCAGGUUUGGGGUGUUGAAGACGCUUCCUUUGUAAUGGCUCAUGAAACAAAGUGGUAUGCUGACGAGCAAGCUACAUUGAUUGAUAUAAAUGGCAGUGUCCAAAGUAAGCAGUUUGGCAUCAAUACACCAAUUGGCGACCUUCUUGGUCCAGACUCUGACAUUGAUGGAAAAUAUUCGCGGCUGCAAUAUUUUCUUCUCAUGUUUCCACCCGACCAACUGAGCGCCAUGUGUCAGCAAACAAAUGUGCAGCUUGCCCAACAGAACAAGCACUACAUGUCAACAGGAGAGCUGCUUCGAUUCUUUGGCAUUCUAAUUCUUGCGACAAAAUUUGAAUUUAGCAGUCGAUCGCAAUUGUGGUCCACAACCGCGCCGUCAAAAUACAUUCCUGCCCCUGCAUUCGGAAAAACAGGAAUGUCGCGGCAGCGCUUUGAUGAUCUUUGGCGAAAUAUCCGAUGGAGCAACCAGUGUCCUGAACGGCCGGAAGGCAUGAGCUCCCAUACGUUUCGGUGGCAACUUGUCGAUGAUUUUGUUGAAAGAUACAACAAUCAUCGAGCCAAUACUUUCAAACCAUCUCAUCUUAUUUGUGUGGACAAAUCAAUGUCGCGAUGGUAUGGACAAGGGGGGAAUGGAUAA
Messenger RNA from Phaeodactylum tricornutum CCAP 1055/1, 1080 nucleotides. RefSeq lists its product with no specific name. Lineage: Eukaryota; Bacillariophyta; Bacillariophyceae; Surirellales; Neidiaceae. The coding region runs from base 1 to 1080 and encodes 359 amino acids. The transcript is spliced from 2 exons. The record is from RefSeq and is a predicted model, not a curated record.